AUGGUGCAAAUCGGAGAAAUAAGAGAAGGUGACAAUCUUCGAAAGGUUUUUCUAAUAAUUAAAGAUUUUGGAGCUGCUGUUGUUUCCUCCUUUAUCCUUUUCCACGAGGAGAAGGUUGUCGGAUUUGUAACGAUAGGCGUCCUAUGCGGUCGGGAGUCCUCUUAAGAAUCAUAACCACUCCCUGAGGGCUUCUAUGUUUAUAGAUGGAGAGAGCCUAGACGAGCAGAAGCCGAUUUUGGUAGAUUUGAUGUUAAAACAGUUGUAAGAAACAUUUACAUCCUUUUCUCUAGAAGUGAAAUGCCAAUAGCCGAUGAAAAGCAGGAAAUCAUGGAUAUGGUGGAUUCAUCAACUCCUUUACCCCCUUGGUUUACAGAACAGGAUCUUCAAACUUAUUGUGUUUUAUAUGAGAAGUCUGGAUUCAGAACUGCAUUGAAGGUUCCUUAUAGGUCAUACGGAGAACAAACAAACAAACUACCAGUUAAUCCAAAAGUUCAUGUUCCAGCACUGCUGAUAAUGGGAGAGAAGGACUAUGUCUUAAAAGCUCCAGGUAUGGAAGAGUACAUAAGGUCUGAAAAGGUGAAGGAUUUUGUACCAAAUUUAGAGAUAGUGUUUAUUCAUGUAGGAACUCAUUUUGUUCAAGAGCAAUUUCCAGAGGAAGUCAAUCAACUUGUUCUUAGCUUCCUUAAAAGUCAUAGUCAACCUUGA
Nicotiana attenuata is the source of this 705-nucleotide messenger RNA. RefSeq names its product bifunctional epoxide hydrolase 2-like. The record is from RefSeq and is a predicted model, not a curated record. Gene Ontology annotation, molecular function: hydrolase activity. Lineage: Eukaryota; Viridiplantae; Streptophyta; Magnoliopsida; Solanales; Solanaceae.